AUGGUAAGAGGAUUUUCACUCCUCACUGCGCUGCUAGCGGCCAGUGCCCACGCUUGGAUGCCCGAGCACCGAGAACUCGGCGCCUUCAACAGAACAAGCAAUUAUCUUUCGAAACGCGCACACAGCCUUCCUAACUGGAAAGUCCGGGGAGUCAACUUGGGUGGAUGGCUGCUCUCAGAGCCAUGGAUGAUGAACGAGGAGUGGAAGACCAUGGGCUGUGGCAACACUUGCUCUGAAUUUGACUGUGUUUCUGCCCUCGGUCAGUCAAAGGCAGAUAAAGCAUUCAAUGAUCACUACGCUCGCUGGAUUACCCCGAGUAUGAUUCAGGAUAUGUAUAACGCGGGACUGAACACUAUCCGCAUCCCAAUUGGAUAUUGGAGCCUCAGGAGCAUUGUCGAUAGCAGCGAGAAGUUCCCCACGAUGGAUUUACAAUACCUGGAUGCCAUUGUUCAAAAGGCUGCUGAUCUAGGGAUGUUCGUUGUUAUGGACCUUCACGGCGCACCCGGAGCCCAGAAGACCUUGGAUGCCUUCACUGGCCAGUGCCUCCCAGUCUCCCACCUCCCUGGAUUUUUUACCCAGUACAACUACGACCGCGCGACCAAAUGGCUCGACUGGAUGACCCGUCGCAUCCACACCAAACCAGCCUACAAAUCCGCCAUCGGCAUCAUCGGCGUCGUCAACGAACCCCAGACGUCCCGCGACCAGGGCGGAAUGCCAAAAGAAGAACUCGACACUCUAACCCAAGUCUACUACCCCCAAGCCCUCAAAGCCGUCCGCGCCGCGGAGCAAGACCUCAACAUCCCCGAAACCGAGCGUCUCCACGUACAAUUCAUGGACUCCCUCUGGGGCGCCGGCAACCCGCAAUCGCACCUCCCACCUAGCGACACGCGCGUCGUCUACGACGACCACAACUACAUUGGCGGCGCCGUCGUGGCCAAAAACCCAAACGCCAAACAAGCAGACUACAUGUACUACACGUGCUUCGAAGACGACCGGCUUUCCGACGGCGACACGCCCAAAAUGGUGCAAGAAUGGAGUUUGACAGUUAGAAACGAGUAUUCGGCUGAGUUCGACUGGAAGUUGGCGCAAAACGAAGCGUUUUACAAGCAGUGGUUUGUAGCGCAGCAACGGCUGUAUGAGAGGACGGGUGGCUGGAUCUUCUGGUCGUGGAGGACGCAGCUGAAUGAUCCGCGGUGGGACUAUAGUUAUUUGGUCUGGAAGAAGUGGGUGCCUACGACGGCGGCAGGGCUGGAUGCGAGUGUCAAGCAGGAUGUGUGUACGAAGUACUUUGGGAACCAGGGUAUGAUUGCGAAGACGAAGGGGAUGACGUUGCGGAGAGGUGGUUCUACGAUUCCACUUUGA
Molecule: messenger RNA, 1362 nt
Organism: Bipolaris oryzae ATCC 44560
Lineage: Eukaryota; Fungi; Ascomycota; Dothideomycetes; Pleosporales; Pleosporaceae
Product: glycoside hydrolase family 5 protein
Exons: 2
Coding region: 1-1362 (453 amino acids)
Biological process (GO): glucan catabolic process
Cellular component (GO): cell surface; extracellular region
Molecular function (GO): beta-glucosidase activity
Source: RefSeq, a predicted model, not a curated record